CAGAGGCUGAAAAAAAAAAAAAAAAAAAAGAGGGGUAUAGGGUUCCUGUUCAGAGAAUAGGAAGAGCGAUAGAGAAGAGAAGCAACGACCUUUGGCGCGACGCUCUUGCGGAGCUGAACUGAGGAGCGGCAGAGCGGUGGUAAAAUAAAAGAUGGUUAAGCACAACAAUGUUAUUCCCAAUGGACACUUUAAGAAGCAUUGGCAAAACUAUGUGAAAACAUGGUUCAACCAGCCUGCUAGGAAAACCAGGAGAAGAAUUGCAAGACAAGAGAAGGCCGUGAAAAUUUUCCCUCGCCCAACUGCUGGUCCACUACGUCCCAUUGCCCAUGGCCAGACUUUGAAGUACAACAUGAAAGUGAGAGCUGGGAGGGGUUUUACUCUUGAGGAGCUCAAGGCUGCAGGUAUUCCAAAGAAGUUGGCACCUACUAUUGGUAUCUCAGUUGAUCAUCGCGUAGACCGUCUCUGGAGGUCUUCAGCCAAUGUUCAGAGGCUGAACUACAAGGCCAAAUUGGUUGUCUUCCCAAGACGAGCACUCAAAUUCAAGGCUGGUGAUUCUGCACCUAAGGAACUAGCAACAGCUACUCAAGUUCAGGGACAAUACAUGCCUAUUGUGCGCGAGAAAGCUGGAGUGGAGCUUGUUAAGGUUACAGAGGAGAUGAAGUCUUUCAAGGCAUAUGACAAGCUCCGCAUUGAGCGCGUGAAUCAACGCCAUGUCGGUAUUAGGAUGAAGAGGGCUGCCGAGGCUGAGAAGGAAGAGAAAAAGUAAUUAGUUUGAUUAAAUAUUGGGUACCAUUGAGUUUUGAUGUUAGACAGCAAGUUGUUAGUCAUUCUGUUGAAUUUUUGAAUUGGAAGAUAUAUUGAAUACAUCAUGUGUCGGAUGUUCAAGAAGAACUUGGAUGUUACAUACAAUCGGCUUUUCCCAUAUGUAUUUGCCUGUUUAAGUUUGGACAUUUGGUUCAGCUUCAUUGAAUUGCUUGCGCAUUAUAACUGGCACCAGAUGGCUUCAUAUUGGGAUGUGCAAAGGAUUAAAUGAAAAACCAGGAGUUAGUUUGAUGAUUAAA
This is a messenger RNA of Carica papaya (papaya), 1061 nucleotides long. Its product is annotated as large ribosomal subunit protein eL13z-like. The record is from RefSeq and is a predicted model, not a curated record. Gene Ontology annotation, molecular function: RNA binding; structural constituent of ribosome. NCBI's taxonomy places the organism in Eukaryota, Viridiplantae, Streptophyta, Magnoliopsida, Brassicales, Caricaceae. Gene Ontology annotation, biological process: translation. Gene Ontology annotation, cellular component: ribosome; cytosolic large ribosomal subunit.